CAACUAGCAGCAUGGUAAUUCCAGAGAUACGGACUUUAGAGACAUCGCUUAUGAUGGAAAAUAAAGCACACAACAUACGUAAAAUGACCGUUGGCAAGAAGCGAUUUUGGUCUUGGCCGGGUCAAGGAAAGGUUCUUAUGCUUGUUGGAGCUACUGGCGCAGGGAAGAGCACUUUGAUCAAUGGAAUGGUUAAUCACAUCAUGGGGGUACGUUACGAAGAUGAUUAUCGAUACAAGUUGGUUGAUGAUGGUGAAACUCGUUCUCAGGCUCACAGCCAAACCAGGUUGAUCACAGCCUACAAAUUUAACAAGGAUGACAAAAUGCAAUUGCCCUACAAGCUUACCGUGAUUGACACUCCUGGUUAUGGUGACACACAAGGGCUUGAGAGAGAUAAGGAGAUUACCAGGCAAAUCAAAGAGUUCUUUUCGCUUAAAGGUAACGACAGUAUUGAUCAGCUGAAUGGUAUUGGUUUCGUAGUUCAGGCCUCCCUGCCUCGCCUAACUCAUACCCAGCGGUACAUCUUCGACUCCAUACUAAGUAUCUUCGGUAAAGACAUCAGCGAAAGCAUCUUUAUGAUGGUCACGUUUGCAGACGGGAAAAAGCCUCCAGUUCUGGCUGCUAUCAAAGAAGCAAAAGUUGAGUUCCAGAAAAGCUUUAAAUUCAAUAACUCGGCCCUUUACCCAGAGGAGGAUGAUGAUGAUGACGACAGCUUCAAUGAAAUGUACUGGAAAAUGGGACAAACCAGCUUUGAGAAUUUUUUCAAAUCGUUCGCUAAGGCAAAGAGUGUCAGUCUGAAACUAACCAGAGAGGUACUGAACGAAAGAGAGGAGCUGGAAUGCGUAGCUGAAGGUCUGGGGCCUCAAAUAAGGGUUGGGUUGCAUAAAGUUGACCAGCUACGCCAAGAAGAAACGAUUCUAAAGCUACAUGAGAAAGAUAUAUUGACAAAUAAGGAUUUCGAGUAUGAAGUUGACGUAAUCAAACAACGCAAGAUCGAUCUGCCCGCUGGUGAAUAUGUCACAAAUUGCAUCACAUGCCACAUGACAUGCCAUUAUCCUUGUCGUAUUCCUCUUGAUAAAGACAAACAUCAUUGUGCAGCAAUACACCCAUGUGAUACGUGCAAUGUUUGUCCAGGAAACUGUCACUGGACGAAACACUUCAAUAAUGGAUACCGCUUUGAGCUCUACACGGUAAAAGAAAAGAGGACGUCAGAAGAACUGAAGAAACGCUACCAAGAAGCCAAAAGCAAGAAGAUGGAAAAGGAACAAAUGAUGGAAGGCCUUGCGAAAGAGCUGGACACCAUGUAUAAUGCCGUUUUCAUUAUGAUUUCAAGAGCUAGAGAUAUCCUCGCGCGCCUCGAAGAAAUAGCCUUGAAACCGAAUCCUUUGUCAGAAGUAGAUCACAUCGACCUUCUGAUCCAGUCGGAGCAGUGCGAGGCCAAGGAAGGCUGGACAAGACGAGUCGAAGCAUACAAAGAAGUCCGAAAACAAGCAAUGGUUUUGUCAAAAAUAAAAGAUAGAAAUGCAUUAAAAGAGCAAAACAAAGGACCUGUCGAGAAACUCUGGCAAAGUUUUCAAGAAACCUUCUUGUGAUUUCUAUGGCCACAACUACAGGUGCACUGGUUGGUUUCGACACUUACCAUUUUAACAGCUGUAUAAAUAGCUGCAGUAACUGUUACACUAGCUAAUUUUUUUCAAAGAUAAUUUUGAUGCUUGAUCAAAAAUAUUCAUUUUGUGUGCAUGCUAUAGUCUGGAACUGAACAAUCUAAAACUUCUUUGUUGUUUAAAGAAUGACAUUUUGGUAAAGAAACUUGUGUUUAAUAAUAAUGAUUUAGCUGAUGCAAGUUUUGUAAGCUGCUGUUUUUUUUCUGGAACACUGACUGAAUUUAAGAUUAGACAAAUUAUGCAUUUAAUAUCUAGGUCGUAAAAGAUUGUAAAUUUUCUUUUCAUAGUAGUAAAGACUAAGGUUCUUUAAGGACGUCAUCAACAGAGAGAACCUGAUCAGGUAAAACAAUGUAAACUUUGAGGGGAAUAAAAUAGGUAAAACCAAA
This is a messenger RNA of Actinia tenebrosa (Australian red waratah sea anemone), 2047 nucleotides long. RefSeq lists its product as uncharacterized. Lineage: Eukaryota; Metazoa; Cnidaria; Anthozoa; Actiniaria; Actiniidae. Gene Ontology annotation, biological process: protein phosphorylation. The record is from RefSeq and is a predicted model, not a curated record. Gene Ontology annotation, molecular function: protein kinase activity; ATP binding; GTP binding.